This is a messenger RNA of Emiliania huxleyi CCMP1516, 330 nucleotides long. RefSeq lists its product as hypothetical. The transcript has a single exon. The annotation marks the transcript as partial. The record is from RefSeq and is a predicted model, not a curated record. Lineage: Eukaryota; Haptophyta; Isochrysidales; Noelaerhabdaceae.
GCGGACGCGUUGGAUGCCCUCGUCCUGCGCUGCGCGGAGAGCGCAGCGCACGAAACCGCCUUCAGCGCCUACCUCUGGGCGCUCGAUGCGAGCGUCCGCCCCUCGUGCGCCGCGGGCACGGCUCUCGUCCGCACGAGCGCCGCCUCCGCCGAGUGGGCUGCCUCCGCCUACGCCGUCCUGGUCUCGAUGCGCGAGGCCGGCCAGGGGCUGAUGCUCGAGCUGCCGCGCCGCCGCGCCGUCCUACAGGCGCUGGCGGCGUCGCUCGUACGCGCGAACGAGGCUGGUUUCGCGCGCAACGUGGAGGCCAUCGGCCAGGACUGGGAGGGAUGA